This is a messenger RNA of Melospiza georgiana, 5208 nucleotides long. It is a transcript of the gene GNG7, whose product is annotated as G protein subunit gamma 7. Bases 253 to 459 code for a protein of 68 amino acids. Lineage: Eukaryota; Metazoa; Chordata; Aves; Passeriformes; Passerellidae. The transcript is spliced from 6 exons. Gene Ontology annotation, biological process: G protein-coupled receptor signaling pathway. The record is from RefSeq and is a predicted model, not a curated record. Gene Ontology annotation, cellular component: heterotrimeric G-protein complex. Gene Ontology annotation, molecular function: G-protein beta-subunit binding.
CGCGGGCCAGCACGGUGCGUUGCGCCGCGCGGUGUCUGAGGCGGCGGCUCCGCUCCGCGCCCGCCGCGCCCGCUCCCGUCGGUACCGGAGAUUUGUCCUUUCCCCCUGCAGCAAGUGCCAGAGGAGUUGGGGACACCUGCCCAGGAGCAAUCCAGGAAUCCAGAAAAAAAUCAAGGAAUCCACACAGAGAACGAGGCUGCUCUGCAGUAGGAAGGAUUCUGCUGUGCUGGGGCCCGGAGCCGAUGGCAGAGAAUGUCCACGACUAACAACAUAGCUCAGGCCAGGAAGCUCGUGGAGCAGCUCCGCAUCGAGGCCGGGAUCGAGAGGAUCAAGGUCUCCAAAGCAUCCUCGGAGCUGAUGAAUUACUGUGAGCAGCAUGCUCGGAAUGAUCCUCUCCUGGUGGGAGUUCCUGCUUCUGAGAAUCCCUUUAAGGACAAAAAGCCCUGCAUCAUCCUAUAGCUGUGGAUCCUUCUGGAAGGAAAUCCCCAUCCAGCCUCUGGAUCCAGGCUCCUCCACAGCUCCACCUGCACCCAGGGGUAAAAACUCAACGCUGGCUUCACACAGAACUUAAAAAAUUUCCUGAGAAAAACAAAAAAAAAAAAUCCAAGAAAAAAAACAAAACAAAAAAAACAAAAACAAAAACAAAAACAAAACAAAACAAAAAAAAAACAACCAGAGAAAAACAAAACAAAAAAACCCCCAAAAAAGUAAAUUUGGAAGUGGGGGUUUGAAAGUGGGAUUAAGAAUUGGAAUCAGGAUUUUAAAAUUUACCCAGGGUUGGGGGAGGAAAGGAAGGUGGGGAGGGGAUUUUUUUAUUGGGAUAUUUGGAUUUGGGAAAGGGGUGGUUGUGGAGUCAUUCCCAGUGGGAUGUGAGAGCUGGACCUGGAUCCAAUCAGAGCCAAAUCAGCAGGAAUUUCCUCUGGAGAAGGGGUGAGGUGGGAACCAUUUUGUAAAAAAAUCAGUACAAAAAGAAAAAAAAACCCCAAAAAAACCCAAAAUCCCCAAAUCCAGCUGGAAAAAUCCCAGUUGGGAAUGGCCAAAGGGAGGCUGGGGAGGCUUUUCCCUGCAUCCCACAGCUCUGCUGGGAUCCAGGGAUGGCCCUGCAGGGCAAUUCCCAGCUGGGAGAGACCCCAGGAAGAAUUUUAGGGAUCCCCAGGGAUGGGGGAGGUCGGGAUCUUUGGGGGUCUCUGUGCUGUCCCCAAAUUCAGGGAGGGAGGGAAGGAAGGGAAGGAGCUUCCUGGUGCAUCCAGAAUCUCGGAAAAAUCCAAUUUUGGGGGAGUUUCAACCCGAAUCAGCAAAUUCCCAGCGUUUCCCAUCUCCCUUUUCCAACACUGGAAUUCUUCCCACUAAAUCCAGGGCCUGGGAAUUGUCCAGGGAGGUUUAGGGCAGGUGGGGAAGGGGAAUGGAAGGAUCAGUUCUGUUCCUAUCCCUUGGGAAUCUGGGACUGGGAUUGAACUGGGAGCGCUUGGAUCUCAUGGGGAUGAGCCGGCGUGGAGGGGAGAGCAGGAAAAAGGGAGCAGGGAAAAGGGAACAGGAAAAGGGGAGCAGGAAAAGGGAGCAGGAAAAGGGAACAGGAAAAGGGAGCAGGGAAAGGGGAGCAGGAAAAGGGAGCAGGAAAAGGGGAGCAGGGAAAAGGGGAGCAGGAAAAGGGAUCAGGAAAAGGGGAUCUGGAAAAGGGAACAGGAAAAGGGGAGCAGGGAAAAGGGGAGCAGGAAAAGGGGAGCAGGAAAAGGGGAGCAGGAAAAGGGGGAGAUAGAAAAAGGGGAGCAGGGAAAAGGGAGCAGGAAAAGGGGAACAGGAAAAGGGGGAGAUAGAAAAAAGGGAGCAGGGAAAAGGGAACAGGAAAAGGGAGCAGGAAAAGGGGAGCAGGAAAAGGGGGAGAUAGAAAAAAGGGAGCAGGGAAAAGGGAUCUGGAAAAGGGGAGCAGGAAAAGGGGGAGCAGGAGAAGCUUCCAUGGAGCCCUUGGGUGGAUGCUUGGGAGAACUCCAGGAAUUCCACAAAGUGGGAAAAGGACAAAUGCCAGGAUUUGGGUGCAGUGUCCAAUCCCUGUCCCAGGGCCCAUCGUGGGGCUCAGCAGCUGCUGGGAGACAUUCCCAGAAUCCCAGAAUCCCAGAAUCCCAGAAUCCCAGAAUCCAUGAGGCUGGAAAAGAUUUCCCAAAACCAUUGUAGGCAGAGGCCAUUCCUGGUUAUCCUGAGCACAGGAUUUUUGGGGAGAGAAGGGAUAAAAACAACCCAGCUAGAGCUGAUGUGAAAUCCUGGGAGUUUCCCCAUUCCCCACAAAGCUUUGGAUCGGAUUGGGAAUGCCAAGGAUGGGGUUGGGAAUGCCAGGGGUGGAAUGCCAGGGUUAGGAAUUCCAGGGAUGGGGUUAGCAAUGCCAGGAUGGGGUUAGGAAUGCCAGGGUUAGGAAUGCCAGGGAUUGGGGUUAGGAAUGCCAGGGUUAGGAAUGCCAGGAUGGGGUUAGGAAUGCCAGGGAUGGGGUUGGCAAUGCCAGGGAGCAAUUCCCAUGGGAGAGGAAUUUGCCAUUCCCUGGAUUCCCGCUGAAGCCCCGCGGCCCAAACUGGUGCUGCUGGGAGGGGUCACUGGUGCUGGAGCUGCUCCAGCCCUUUUCCAGAGGCUGAUGGAAUUCCCAGGGGGCUCCUGUCCCCUCCCCGGCUGCAGGAAUGUCGCUGUUCCUUGUUUUCUGUCAUUUGCCUUUGCCACAAAGCCGGGGAAAUGCCACGUUUAACCCUAAAGCUGUGCGGCUUUUCCUGGGAACGCUCCCCGAAUUCCAGAGCUCGGGAAUGUCCCCCCAUCCACUGGGGGGGAGCAGAGCAGGGAAAACGGGAUAUUUUCCCAGUAAUUUCCCUCCCUGUCCCUCAGCCCCAGCAAAGCCUUUAUUGGAGGGUUUGAUCCCAAAUCCCAAAUCCCAAAUCCCAAACCCCGCUCCAAGCUCCGCCCGCCGGGAUUCACGCGGCCACUCCCGAGCCCGGCCCGGGAUUCCUCCUCCAGGAGGGAAUUCCCUCUUGUCCUUAAUCUCUCGGACAGUUCCAGCCUUAUUUUUCUACUCCAGAUCUGAUUCUUCCUCUGUGUUCGAGACCAGAGCUUGGUGCUAUCCUUGGAGCCGGGGCUGGAGCCGGGAAUUCUUCCUCUUCCUCCUCCUCCUCCUCCUCCUCCUCAGGGGCUCCAACCCCUCCAUCCUGGGAGGAUCCCGAGGGAUGGGAAUCCCAAGGGGUGCUGGGUCGGAUAUUUUGGGGUCUGGGUGCUUUGGGUGCCUCCCCCAUGCCGGGGUCCUGCCCGAGCCAAAGCCACGCUGGAGCUGGGAAAUGGGAAAAGGGAAAAGGGAAAAGGGAAAAAGGAGAUGGGAAAAGGGAAAAGGGAAAAGAGAGAUGGGAAAAGGGAAAUGGGAAAAGGGAAAAGGAUCUGGGAUAAGGGAUGGGAGAAGGGAAAUGGGAUGGGAAAAGGGAAAAGGGAAGAGGGAAAAGGGAGAUGGGAUGGGAAAAGAGAAAAGGGAAAAGGGCAAAGGGAAGAGGGAAAAGGGAAGAGGGAAGAGGGAAAAGGGAGAUGGGAUGGGAAAAGGGAAAAGGGAAAAGGGAGAUGGGAAAAGGAGCCAGGAAAAGGGGCAAGGAGCGGGGAAAAGAGAUAGGAGAAGGGAAAAGGGAUGGGAGAAGGAAAAGGGGUGGGAGAAGAGGUUUGGAAAAGGGAAAAAGGGGUCAGGAGAAGGGAAAAUAGAUUGGGAGAAGGGAAAUGGGAGAUGGGAAAAGGAGCCAGGAAAAGGGACCAGGAGCUGGGGGAAAUAGGGGCAAGGAGCAGGGAAAAGGGGUUGGGGAAAGGGAAAAGAGCAGGGAAAAGGGGUUUGGAAAAGGGAAAAGGAGCCAGGAAAAGGGGUUUGGAAAAGGGAAAAAAGGGUUGGGAGAAGGGAAAAAGGUUUGGGAGAAGGGGUCAGGAGAGGGGAAAGUAACUGGGACAAGUGAAAAGGAGCCAGGAGAAGGAAAAGGGGCAGGGAGAGGGGAAAAGGGGUUGGGAAAAGGGAAAAGGAGCCAGGAAAAGGGGCAGGGAGAGGAGGCAGGAGAAAGGCCAUGGAGCAUCUCCCAUGGGAUCCCUGAAUGCCAAGGGUCCCACCAGGAGCUGGGGGUGGGAGCUGCUGGCAGGUGCUGGUGUCUCCAUGGAUGACUCAUUUUUGUUGGGAAAAAAAAUCCUUAAUUUUUAUUUUCUUUUUUUUUUUUUUCUUUUUUUCCCCCACCUUUUUUUUUUUUUUUCCUUUUUUUUUUUUUUUCCAGAAUUUUCUCCUUGUCCGAGUAAAUCCGUGCUCAUGCCGUGGGUGUUUUUGUAUGGCAGAAAUAGAAGUGCAGAUUCCCAGUAGUUGCUUGUACUUUGUUCAGUGCAUUUGCCAAAUCAAUUUAUUUAAAAAAAAAAUUUAAAAGAAAAAAAAAAAAAAAAGGAAAAAGGAGGAAAAAAACCACAAAAAAAAAAAAAAAAAAAAAAAAAAAAAAAAAAAAAAAGAAGGGGAAAAAACACACACAAAAAAAAGACUUUUCAGAACUUUUUAAGUGCUGGAAGGGGGAGCAGGAGGAGCUGGAGCCCAGCUCCACAAAAGCCUUUUUUUUUGGGAUUUAACCACAUGCCCAGAUCUGCCCGGCCUUUCUUUAUGGGAUGUGGUGAAGCCAGUGCCAAAAAUAGAAAUCUGGGAAUAAAAGGGCCAGGGAAACCAAGCAUUGCUCCUAUUCCAGUUUUCCUCCCCUCCCUGUCUCGGGGGAUGGAGCCGGGACACCCCGGAGCCUCUGCAUCUCCCAAAUGCCCCUUUUUAUUCCCCCCUUAAACUCCUUAAAAAAUCCACCUUUAUUUAACAAAAUCCCAAUAAUUCCUUUACUCUGAACCCACGUGGGAUCCUUGGCUCUCCUUGUUUUCUCCUUCUCUCUGGUCUAUCGUUCAAAUAAUCAUUUAUUAUUAUUAUUAUUAUUAUUAUUUGCCAAACUCUGAUCUCGUUGCCAAACACCAAUCCAGGUUUUUUUCCUGACUGUCCUUAGGAAGUGGUCGGUGUCUGUGCCGUAGGCUCCUCAUCUGUCUGCAAUUCCUGAUUUUUUUUUGGGGGGUUGUUUUGUUGAUUUUUGCCCUUUCUCGUGUGCCAUAGCCCCAAAACCCCUCCUUGCACCGUGUUUAAUAUUUCGUGGAAUCGUUGUUCCCAAGUGAAUGGAUAACACAAUAAAAAAGGCUCACUUUGCAUUUUGCCAA